CGUAUUGCUAGACAUUGCCUAUUAUUAUUAAAAAUUUUCUUCUAGAACGCCGUGACGUCAUACGAGCGCUUGCGCUAUUGCGCGAAUGAGACAUUUUGAAUUUAAAUGUGGCGUUUGUGUGCGUCUAUCAGCUUCAAAUGUGUUUCAUCGAUAUAUCAAAAGGUUUAUCAGGUUUUUCUACAGUAUUUCUAACUUACAAUGGGUGAAAUUGAGGACGAGAAUUUUCCUCGUGGAGGAACUAGACCACGUUUUUCCGGAAAGCGUCAAAAAGAAGAUGAUAAUCUAUUUUCACACACCAAACAAGCCAAAAAUAAAAAACAAAGAAAGGAAAGGGUUAUACCCGAAACUAUAAGCGACGAAACUUUUCAUUCAUCCCUAAAUAUACAAGGAACUUUAACUUAUAACAGCUUGAAAACAGACAUGAUUAUAUUGGGCUGCAUUAGACACAUUACAAAUUUUUCUUUAGAAGUUGAAUUGCCAGGACUAACUAUUGCUUAUGUGAAUAUUACAAAUAUAUCUGAUCCUUUUACAAAGCACUUGAAUUCGAAAUUGGAAGAAUCAGAUGAAGACAGUGAUAUAUUGUUGAAGCAAAUGUUCAAAAUAGGCCAAUUCGUUCUAACAAAAGUGAUAAAUAUAGAAAGUAAAGAAAAGGGCAUUCAUGUAGAAUGUACAAUAAAUCCUAGAGAUAUUUAUAGUGACAAAUCCCAUAAUUCUUUUGAGAAUUGGAUGCUGAUAUGGUGUUCUGUACAAGCUGAAUUAGAACAUGGGUAUGAAAUAAAUGUCGGAAUAAAAAAUUGCAGGGUAUUUUUACCUUCUGAGAAUGUUGAUGGAGAUAGAAAAUUAUUUGUAGGUGAACUUUUGUGGGGCACUAUUCACAAAUGUGACAGUUCGAAUGUAGCUAGUACUCUAAGAAUUAUUAGUUCUAAGAGUGAACAUUUAAAAAAUACCAAAAUAAAAGAAAUGAAUAAUUUGUAUGAUUUAAUUCCUGGUAUGCAAAUUGAAGUUAUGGUAGAUAAGAUCACCAAUACUGGUAUACAAUGUAAAUUCCUUAAUGAUUUGUUUGGAUACAUUGAUGAAGGGCAUUUAUUAGAGGAUUUAAGUAAAUACCACGAGGGCAAUUUGCUAACAGCUUAUAUUUUAUACAUUGAUCAUGCUGUGAAAGUCACACAUUUUACUACUUUUGAAUUGGAUUUAGCUCAAUUACCAGAAUACAAAAUUGGAACUACAGUCACAGCAGAGGUCAUUUCCAAAGCACGCAACGGUAUAUAUUUAAAACUGCCCUCAAAAGCACGUUGCAUAGUAACCAAUAGAAGACUCGUCAACUCUUGGCCAAAAAAAUUCGCCAAUAUGGAUAUCUCCGAAACUAUCCGUCUUAAAUUUGCCCCGAAAACUCGUCAUAAUUGCCGAAUUUUGGACUACAAUCAUAUGUCCAGAACGUACAUUGGAACUGUGGAGCCGUCAUUGAUUAAAGAAGCUAUUUUCACCGCUGAAGAUGUUGUUCUAGGGCAGCUGCUACAUGUGGUCAUUGACAAAGUUAAGGCAGAAGGUUUGGUAGUAUCGGCGGGGCAUAUAAAAGGAUUUAUACCGAAUUUGUAUCUAUCGAAUAUCAAAUAUAGUGAUGCAAUUAAGAAGAAAUUUAAGGAGGAUCAGAAGAUUAAAGCUAGGGUACUGAGUGUUCAAGACGGAAAUGUUCUUUUAACCUUAAAAUCGAGCCAGGUAGACUCGGAAGAAUGUCUAACAAAAUUAGAACAGGCCAAGAGAGGAGAUCGUUUCCCGGGAGUGAUUAUUUCAACCAAACCUACAGGAGCAUUUGUUGUUUUUUAUGGUAAUGUCAAUGGAUGGAUCAGCAAACAAUAUUUGGAUGAACAGGACGAUGAUCAGAAGCCAGAUCCCCAACAGUUUUUCUUCAGAGGACAAGUUGUGAAUCCGUGGGUAUUGGGCGUUAUAAAUGACAAAGUCAUACUGUCUCUACGUCAGCCUAUAGAUUAUGAAACGUUCGGAGCUCUAGCGGUGGGCCAAAAAAUUAAUGGAGUAGUUAGUGACAUACAGAAAGAUAAAAUAUUUGUUAAAACGUCAAGAGGAAAACCUGUAGGAAUUGUUCCUGUAAAUCAUCUUAGUAGCAAUUUAUCCUUGUGUCCAAUCGUUUUAAAGACGUUCAAGAUUGGAGAUCAAUUAGAAGAUCUUUUAUGUAUAAACAAUUCUAGUACACCAAGAUUGUUGUCUAUUAGAGAAUCAUUGGCGCUAAAAAGGUGUCCCGAAUUGAAAUUACUGAAAUUUAAGAAACUCAGGCCCGGAAUAUUAGUAAGGUGUUCCUAUUUAUCAGCUUGUGAAUUAGGAAUAUACGUUUUGCCCCUAAUUCUAGAUUAUACUGACAAAAUAUUGAUCAGAAGAAAGGAUAUUACCAAAAAAGGCAAAGCACUACCAACAUUUGAACCACUUCAAAGUAUAGUAACUAAAAUCGUAAAAAUUGAUCAUGAAACAAAGAAAAUCCGAUUAACGGCACAAUUGACCGAAGUUUUUGACAACAGCGUAGAGGGCGUUUUAAAAUUGUUCAGUGAAUAUUUGACGGACGUUCAACGCGUUAAAGAGUUUGGUGAACAAAAUGAUUGGGAUAUUUGUAAAUAUAAUCCAGGCGAUAGAUUAAUUUGCCGCGUCGAAAAAUUGGGCUACCAGGGUGGGUGCCUUGUUAAAUUGCCCAGUGGAGCCUGUGGUGUAGUUGCUCCGCGACUCUGCCCAGGAAAUCUAAAAGAAGGUCAAAAUAUUACGGGUGUAUUUCUAUCGCAAAAUUUUACCAACAAUUAUACGGAUAUAUGUUUCAAAUCUGAUAUUUCCCAAAAAAUUAAUCAAUAUCAAGAUGGACUGAUUAGUUGUCCAAAUUUAUCAUCUUGCAUAGUAGAAAAUAUCCUUCUUAAAACUGAUUUGGUUAUUGCGCUUUUAAAACAAAAAGACGGGAAUAGACAGUUGGUCUAUAUCCCUCUAUUUCUACACGAAAAUGAUUUUGAAGGUUGCUCGCGAUAUUAUCAACAAGAAAAGUUUAAAAUUUCUAUAUGCGGAAAAGUCGAUAAACGUUUAGUCGGUAUGAGCAAAAAGUUAUUUGUAACUCUGGAUAAAACUAAAGAGAAAAUUAGUACAAUUAAAGCUAUUAGAACUGAAAAGAAAAUUAAAGAAUCAGAAAAACGCACAUCACGUAACAAAGAAGAAAUUAAAAUGGAGGUUGAAGAGGCAGCUCAAGAUUCAGAAGAUGAAGAGAUGUCAGAAGAAAUUAAAAUCGAGAUGAAAGAAGAGGCAGAAGAUUUGGACGACGAAGAGAAGCCAGAAAUAUCACAUGAAGAGAUGUCAGAAGAAAUUAAAAUCGAGAUGAAAGAAGAGGCAGAAGAUUUGGACGACGAAGAGAAGCCAGAAAUAUCACAUGAAGAGAUGUCAGAAGAAAUUAAAAUCGAGAUGAAAGAAGAGGCAGAAGAUUUGGACGACGAAGAGAAGCCAGAAAUAUCACAUGAAGAGAUGUCAGAAGAAAUUAAAAUCGAGAUGAAAGAAGAGGCAGAAGAUUUGGACGACGAAGAGAAGCCAGAAAUAUCACAUGAAGAGAUGUCAGAAGAAAUUAAAAUCGAGAUGAAAGAAGAGGCAGAAGAUUUGGACGACGAAGAGAAGCCAGAAAUAUCACAUGAAGAGAUGUCAGAAGAAAUUAAAAUCGAGAUGAAAGAAGAGGCAGAAGAUUUGGACGACGAAGAGAAGCCAGAAAUAUCACAUGAAGAGAUGUCAGAAGAAAUUAAAAUCGAGAUGAAAGAAGAGGCAGAAGAUUUGGACGACGAAGAGAAGCCAGAAAUAUCACAUGAAGAAGUGGAUGAGGAUUCUGAAGAUGAUGAAGUGAAGCCAGAAAUAUCAGAUGAAGAAAUGGAUGAGAAUUCUGAAGAUGAUGAAGUGAAGCCAGAAAUAUCAGAUGAAGAAAUGGAUGAGAAUUCUGAAGAUGAUGAAGUGAAGCCAGAAAUAUCAGAUGAAGAAAUGGAUGAGAAUUCUGAACAUAACGAAAGUUCCAAAGAUGAUGAAGAGGAGAAACCGUCCGAGAAUAAUGAAACUUCUAAAGAUGAAGAAAUCGAAGAAGUUCAAGUUAAAAAACAAAUUAAUGGUGUUUCAUCAAAUAAUUCUGCAAAGGGGCCUGUCCUAUCGGGUGUUAGUUCCUUUUUUAACACGAAAACUAAUGUCGAACCUGAGGUGUCUUCUGACGAUGAAGUGGAGGAAACAACGGUUAAAAAGAAAAAGAAGUUGUCAGCUGCUGAACGGGCUCAACAAGCAAAAGAAGAGUUAGCGAGAAUUUCUAAAAUCGAAAACGAAUUGGCCGAUUCGACGAGAACGCCAGAAAUAUCACAUGAAGAAAUGGAUGAGAAUUCUGAAGAUAACGAAAGUUCCAAAGAUGAUGAAGAGGAGAAACCGUCCGAGAAUAAUGAAACUUCUGAAGAUGAAGAAAUCGAAGAAGUUCAAGUUAAAAAACAAAUUAAUGGUGUUUCAUCAAAUAAUUCUGCAAAGAGGCCUGUCCUAUCGGAUGUUAGUUCCUUUUUUAACACGAAAACUAAUGUCGAACCUGAGGUGUCUUCUGACGAUGAAGUGGAGGAAACAACGGUUAAAAAGAAAAAGAAGUUGUCAGCUGCUGAACGGGCUCAACAAGCAAAAGAAGAGUUAGCGAGAAUUUCUAAAAUCGAAAACGAAUUGGCCGAUUCGACGAGAACGCCAGAAAUAUCACAUGAAGAAAUGGAUGAGAAUUCUGAAGAUAACGAAAGUUCCAAAGAUGAUGAAGAGGAGAAACCGUCCGAGAAUAAUGAAACUUCUGAAGAUGAAGAAAUCGAAGAAGUUCAAGUUAAAAAACAAAUUAAUGGUGUUUCAUCAAAUAAUUCUGCAAAGAGGCCUGUCCUAUCGGGUGUUAGUUCCUUUUUUAACACGAAAACUAAUGUCGAACCUGAGGUGUCUUCUGACGAUGAAGUGGAGGAAACAAUGGUUAAAAAGAAAAAGAAGUUGUCAGCUGCUGAACGGGCUCAACAAGCAAAAGAAGAGGAAGCGAGAAUUUCUAAAAUCGAAAACGAAUUGGCCGAUUCGACGAGAACGCCAGAAAGUGCCGAACAAUUUGAUAGAUUGUUACUAGCCAAUCCUAAUUCAUCGGAGCUUUGGACUAAAUAUAUUGCUUUUCACACUGCUGCCACCGAAUUCGAUAAGGCGCGAGUCGUCGCUAGAAGAGCAUUAGAAGCCAUAAAUAUGACCUUACUUGAUGAACGAUUCAAUAUUUGGAUAGCUCUACUUAAUUUAGAAAACAUGUUUGGUACCAAGGAAUCGUUCGACAAAACUUUUGAAGAAGCUGUUAAAUACAAUGAUUCGCUACAAAUAUAUCUUAAAGUCAUCAAAAUGUUAGCCGAAACCGGGAAGUUAGCGGACAUGGAGGAGAAAAUUAAAAAAGUCCGAAACAAAUAUAAACAAGUACCCGAAAUGUGGUUAGAAAUCGCCUACACUUAUUAUCAAGUGAAUGAAUUCAAAGAAGCCAGAAAUAUGACCUUACUUGAUGAACGAUUCAAUGUUUGGAUAGCUCUACUUAAUAUAGAAAACAUGUUAGGUACCAAGGAAUCGUUCGACAAAACUUUUGAAGAAGCUGUUAAAUACAAUGAUUCGCUACAAAUAUAUCUUAAAGUCAUCAAAAUGUUAGCCGAAACCGGGAAGUUAGCGGACAUGGAGGAGAAAAUUAAAAAAGUCCGAAACAAACAUAAACAAGUACCCGAAAUGUGGUUAGAAAUCGCCAAAACUUAUUAUCAACUGAAUAAAUUCAAAGAAGCCAGAAAUAUGAAAGAUUCCGCUCUGAAAUCCAUAGAUAAUAGAAAAACGCAAUUAGAAAUAAUCGUGAAAUUCGCUAUAAUGGAGUUCAAGUUCGGCGAUGCCAACCACGGGGCCGCCAUUUUUGAAACCAUCCUCAGUUCGUAUCCUAGGAUAGUUACUAUUUGGACGACGUACGUCGAUCAACUCGUUAAAAAGGAUAAUAUCGAUCAAGCAAGGCAAGUAUUAGAAAGAUCAGUUUGUCAAAGAUUGCCUCUUAAAAAUAUGAAAACGUUAUUUAUGAAGUUUAGAAUGUUUGAGGAACAGCACGGGACACCGGAGACGGUUGAAGCGGUUAAAGAAAAAGCGAAGGAAUACGUUGCCAGAGUUUCUUCAAAUUGAUUGUUAAUUUGGAUUUGUUUUUUUUAUUAAAUAUAUAAUUAAAUUAGGUACAUUA
This is a messenger RNA of Psylliodes chrysocephalus, 6244 nucleotides long. Lineage: Eukaryota; Metazoa; Arthropoda; Insecta; Coleoptera; Chrysomelidae. The record is from the annotation of a GenBank genome assembly.